AUGGCAGAAAAAAACCCCGUCUCAUUUGACGAAAUCAUCCAAGCUGACCGCGAGAAGAAGCAAAAAGAGGAGCUCGCAAACCAACUACUGCUAGGAAAGAACCGCACAACGAAUGCGCCAGGCUCGGGUUCUCGCGCCAACAAGAAAGCUCAACACAAAACACAAGAUGCGAAGCCUGGAAGCUUAGCAAGCAGAAUCGGAGUGACGAAGCGUACUGCCUCCCCGACCGGACAACCAAAUAAGAACAAGUCAGCGCCCAUCACGAACCACACCCGACCACGUAACCACUACGGCAGGAAAGAUCGCAUCAAUUCGGAUCAGGUCCAAGCAGCUUUCACGGCUGAGAAUGUCGCGCCAAGCGCUCCAGGAGGCGACAUUCUCCGUAUAGUCGGUGGCAGCAACAGCGACUUGAGCAUCAAAGGCGCGUCGGGGCCAUUCAUUGUUGUGGGGAGGAAUUUUGCGCCUGGAACAACAGCCGCGGAUAUCCAGUCGGCUCUCGAACCUAUAACAGGACCAAUGCUCAGCUGUCGGAUAACGGCAAAUUAUCCGAGCGUUGUUGCGGAAUUUGCAUAUGGAGAGAGGUCAGCCGCGGAGCUGGUGGUUGCCAAUUUCCACAACCAGAGGGCUGAUGGGAGACUCCUGACCAUGACCCUUAAGACGAACCAGUACACACCUCCUUCCACCCCGUUCGAUCCUUUCAGUGCACUCCGCGCACAAGCCGAUCAAGAACGGAUUCGGGCACGCGGUGGUCUAGGCCUCAGGAAUGACUUGCUAGGCCAGACACAGGGAAAUUCCCAGCCUGGCCUGUACAGCGAUGCAAUGACGGUCGAUGCGCCGGCGCGGAACACCCAGAAGUACCGACGGAAAUGGAAUCGGUGA
Molecule: messenger RNA, 879 nt
Organism: Penicillium bovifimosum
Lineage: Eukaryota; Fungi; Ascomycota; Eurotiomycetes; Eurotiales; Aspergillaceae
Exons: 4
Coding region: 1-879 (292 amino acids)
Source: RefSeq, a predicted model, not a curated record